GGGGUGUGGUAUGAGAGCUACACAUAUGUUCUGUAGAGACAAGCAGCACAGACCGCUUAGUAAAAUGUAUGGACAAAACUCAGGCUAUGGAACAGGUCCACGCAGACAAAGUUCGAAUUCUGGAUCUCAGAGUAGAUAUCCACAUGGAAGCGAUUUCAGCACCGGAAGAAUGGAAGAUCAGCAGGAUCAGCUCCAGGACUCAGACCAACAGUUCAAUAAUCCUACACAGGAACCAACCCCACCGGUACCCCAGGAACCCCAGUACAAUGGCAGCUUUGUAGUUAUUCCACCGAAUCAAGCAAAAAGAAACAAACUUCUGACAAUGGCUAAUAAAGAAGAAGAGGAAUAUAAUAAUUAUGUGGAAUCUCGGAGGUCCGUACCAAUACAGCUUACCCCAAAAAAGCUAGGAGGAGACACAUCCGUGACAAAAGCAAGAGCGCAGCAGCAAAUAACACAGUCGCAGUCAAAAUAUCAAAAACAGUUCAAGAGAGAUGAAUACAAAAGGAGACAACGGGAGGAAGAAGAAGCUGAAAUACAGAAGAAGAAAGACAUUCAAAGAAAAAAGGCAGAGAAACUAGAAGAAAAAAGGCACCUAGAGGAAAUAGAGAGAAGAGAAAGAUGGCAUACACACAGGGCAAUGAAAAAUAGUGAAUUUCUUGACCAACUUUCACAGCCUGCAAAUAGUUCCUCCUACAACAGCUAUGAGAGAACACCAAGUGCAUGGGAAAGAAGCCCAUCUGGUAAAGAACAAGACUGGAACAAUUAUACCGACCAGGAUGAAGAAAGCAUGUUACAGCUAGCACUGAAAGAAUCUAUGAAAACGAAAAUGGAAGAAGAUCAGAAGAGGCAAACGCUAAAAACACAACAACCUUAUCAGGCAAAGAGUGCAAGUGAUGAAGAAGAACAAGAUUGGUCACCUUGUAAUCCUGGAAUGAAAGAAUAUACAGCAAGUCAGCAAUUUUACAAACAGCUAAGGGAGGAAGAAGAAGAAAGAAAAUGGCAACAAAUGGAGGAAGAACAUUGUAGAAAGAAAAUAGAGGAAGAGCGAAGGAGACAGCAGGUGGAAAAGACAGAAACUUUUCAGGCAAGUAAGCAGUCUUACAGAUCUUACAAGCAACAGCAAAAGGAGGAAGAAGAAAGAAAACUGCAGGAGAUGAAGGAAGAACAGCGCAGAAAGAGCGAGAUGUUAGAAGUGAAGAAAGCAGAGGAAGAAAAGGAAGGAAAACUGUCUCAACAGGAAGAACGUAGAAGAGUAAACAAUGCUUUUCUGGAUAAACUCCAAAGACUUAGCACUAAAAAAGAAGAAUAUUCUGGGGAGUCAAACACAUGGGCUUAAAGUUCACUUGUGGAGAAAUCAAGCUACAGCCAAGUGUAAUUAAAUUCUCAACAAAUAACCUAAAGAGAUCCGGAGCUGUUGACAUGAGACACUUCAAUUAAAUGAAAACAUUGAA
This is a messenger RNA of Rana temporaria (common frog), 1451 nucleotides long. RefSeq names its product epithelial stromal interaction 1 (gene EPSTI1). The record is from RefSeq and is a predicted model, not a curated record. Lineage: Eukaryota; Metazoa; Chordata; Amphibia; Anura; Ranidae. Bases 11 to 1336 code for a protein of 441 amino acids. The transcript is spliced from 17 exons.